Messenger RNA from Paramuricea clavata, 2263 nucleotides. The record is from the annotation of a GenBank genome assembly. Lineage: Eukaryota; Metazoa; Cnidaria; Anthozoa; Malacalcyonacea; Plexauridae.
AUGCAUUUAUCUAACUCACUGAUCCCUGUAAGUGUAACCAUGCACAGUUAUUUUAAUAUAGAUGGUUUGGAGACUCGAUGAAAGUACAAAAAACUCAUUAACUAUGUUAUUGUCCAGCUUUAUGCAAGAAUUUAGUCAUAUUUCGUGACCGAAUAGCACUAUUCGCUGCAAUGUGCAAAAAUAAAAAUUCUCAAUUUAAACAUUGCUAUUGGUUGUGCGGGAAAAAAUACAAUACACACGUGACGAGAUAGGCCCAAAUUCUUGCAUAAACCGAAACCAACAUAGUUAAUGAGUUAUAUUGUACUUUCAUCGAGUCUCCAAACCAUAUUUUCUAUUAACUGUGGUGUAACUUACCUGCAUGGGAGUUGCAUUUGAUUGGUUAAGCAAGCCGAAUUAGAAAGCGAACACUUGAAUGCCUAAAGCCCUGAUUCCACGAGCGCUUUUUGUCAGCGAAAUGCGAAAUAUUUCGCCUGUUUCUUUUGAAUUGCGACCACUCGAAUAAAUUAUUUCUACUUGAUUGCUCACAAUUCAAAAGAAACAGGCGAAAUAUUUCGCAUUUCGCUGACAAAAAGCGCUCGUGGAAUCAGACCUUAAUAGUAUAUGAAAAUCCACACACUGAAUAUAUAAUCACACAAUAAGAAAUCCGCGAAAUGUUUCUUUCUUACAGGGUGAACCUGGGCUGGAUGGGCUUCCUCGCUUCGAGGUAUGAUAUUACAUAUAUACAAGUGUAUUCACUAAAUAAAAUAUACUUGUGUAUAUAAGUGCGCAUAUAGAUUGAGCAUGUAUGUAUAUGAUUAAUAUGAAUGAAUAAUUAUAUCAUGCCUAAGAUUCGAUCAUAACAUUAACAUGAAAGCAAUUGAAUACCGCCAUGCAUGGGAAUUGUUCAUGCACUUGCAUUCAAUAAUAUCGUAACUCUAAGUAGAAUAAUAAUUUAUAUUAAUACUGUAAAUAGAGAUUACGAUCAUGUCUCUAAAAGCCAAAUAACAGAAUAGGUGUACUGUAACUUUGUAACUACUUAGUACUAAAAAUUAAAAAAAAGUAUAAAUUAGUAUAAAUUGUCGCAACUUUUGUAGCAUGCAGUGACAUGCAGAUAAAUAAUUUACCUGAGUAUGGUCACAAAUCAAGGACUUUAAAAUCUGUUCCAAAAUGUAUUUACUCAGCAUAAAUACCAAAAAUAAACACUUUCUAUUUCGUAUUUACUGUAGUACUCGCUACUUUUUUUUAGGAAUUCAAGGCUUUGUUUAUUCAUGCAUUAACUGACUACCAAGUUACAGAAAAUGGUUACUAUAAUGACCUCUAUCAUGUUACAUCACGUGAUUUGACAGAUGGUAGAAAGGACACUGGUGGUUGGGGCAGCAAAACAGCAAAAGCUGGGAACUACAUUCAAGCAACUUACCUUCGACCAGUCUAUGCCACGUCAGUCAUAGUAGCUGGAGGUUUUAUACCGUCUUGGGGUCAUGACGUCAGACGAGGUUAUGGCAAUCUUAAAUUGGAAUACUCAACUGACAGUGAAAACUGGAAAACGGUAAAUAUCAUUGUGCAUUCAUUGUUAUUAUUUUAGAAUGAAUUUUUUGAAAAUUAUUGAAGAUAUGAACUUUGAAGUAUAUUCAGUUAGGCUGGAACCUAACCAGAUACGCCCGAACUACGAUGCUCCAGCAUCCAAUUGCAUGCUAACGGGAGUAAGCUAUCGCUAUUGUUAUGAGGAUGUAUUUUUAUUUAUAGCACUAAUGAAUUGGACACAUUUUUGAACGUUUUAGCAAAAAUUAUUACGAUUCUUAAAUUAAGGCGGGUUAAGACGCCGUUUGGGCUUUCUACCGAUCCUUCAAAGGUGUAUUAUAUCCUUCAAAUACUUCUAGGAAUUAUUCGAGAAGCCGUCAUGACUCCCCCUCUAAAAACACCCUGGUUAAAAGUUUUCUGUUUAAACAAAAAUGAGCCAUAUGGCAACAAAACUUAUGUUUGUCUAAUUUAAAAGAGCGCUAUAUAAGAUAUCACUAUCUUGAUUUUUGAGACAGUUGGAACCAGGAAUGUGGUCAUAUUUUGAUCAGGACGUGCUGAUUAAAUUAACCAGACAGUCGAGUAAAACCUUUUAUAACUCGAUCAAUAAUCGUUCUGUUUCUAGAUUACUACCUUCCCUUCACCUGUGCUGCAGAAAAAGGUGACUGUAGAAUUUGAAGCUGUUACUGCUCAGUAUUGGCGCCUGACAUCAUCCGAAAAUAAGUGGGUUGGAACAACUGAGUUUGCUUUGAAACCUUUGAAACUUUGA